UUGUCUUUCAUUCUUAGCCCUCAAGCCUCCGCCUGGCACACGGGUGCUGGUGGCCGGUGCCCCGGAGGUCCUGCCCCGCGAGCGUGCUGCCCCUCCCGGCGUCCAUGACGGGGAAGGAAGCUUGUUGACACGCACCACCACCGCCAUUUGCUCCGGGCCGUGUCCAUGAUGGCAGAGACAGACAAGCUGGCCCAUUAUCGAUGCCGGUCGGCUCCAUAGCUUCCCCGCACGUCACCUGUGCCUGCUGCCUGGGCGCUCACUGACGUACGUGCUACUCUUCCCAUUGUCUUGCUUUGCCUUGCGUACCUUUUGGAGUAUUGGCUUGCUAGAGGCAAGACGCUUGUCGCCCAGCAUCUCCACAAACAACCUCGCUUCACAUUGAGCAGAGUCUCGACGCUUCGCACGUCCCCGAGCCAUCAUGGUCCGCCGCCAAGCAAUGCCACUCCGCCAGGCAGAGGCAUCGGUGAUCCACAGUGGUGGAAUCCAUGCGUCGACAAAGAAGACUCUCGUGGUCCACACGAGCCUGCUCUUUGAUUCUGGAGCAAAGGAAUUCGUCAAGAAUGUAUCUGUCGAGGCGGACACCAGCACGGGUCUCAUCACACGAGUCUGGACGCGGUCCGAGGACGAGCUUGUGCAGCUCGACAGCACGGCGACCGAGAACAAGGACAAGGACAAGCAGGUCAUUGACCUGCGAGGCUACACCGUCAUGCCAGGCUUUGUCGACUCCCACUCCCACGUGUUCCUGCACUCGUACCGCGUCACCCCCAGCAUCUACCAAGAACGCGACGAGUCCCUGGUCGAGCGCAUUGCGCGCGCCACAAACCACUGCCGCACCGCCCUGCUCUCGGGCUACACGACCUACCGCGACCUUGGCAGCGAGGGCAUCCGCGACGUCGACAUUGGCCUGCGCGACGCCGUCAACCGCGGCAUCAUCCCGGGCCCCCGGCUCUUCGUCGUCAGUGAAGCCCUGGCCUCAUCGGGCAGCUACGAAGUCCGCCACGAGUCUCACCUCAACGGCACUGCGGUCCCGCGCAUCUCGGACCCCUGUGACGGGCCCGAUGGCGUCCGCGCUGCCGUGCGCCGGCGCAUCGGCGCCGGGGCGGACCUCAUCAAGUUCUACGCCGACUAUCGGCGGCGUGCACGCCGCUUCCCCGCGCAGGCAUGGCCCGGUAGCUUACCCGUGCGGUUCGCGCCUCCCUCUUUGCUCGAUCGCAGUCCGUCGAGCCCUCUAUUCAACCAGGAGGAGAUGAAUGCGAUUGUGGACGAGGCGCGUCGAGCCAAGGCCCCCGUGGCGGCGCAUGCACAGGACGCCGAGGCCGUCAUCAUGGCUGCCAAAGCGGGCGUCACAAGCAUCGAGCAUGGCUUCGCCAGGUCGGACGAGGCGCUCAAGGUCAUGAAGGAGAAAGGAACCAUCUAUGUCCCGACUCUGAGCAUCAUCGACCAGGAGAAGGAGACGGUCGGGCAGGAAUUCUGGGACGAUGCAGUCGAGCAGGUUCGCAAGGCCUGGGAGAUGGGCAUCCCGCUGGCAGUGGGCGCGGACACGGGCGCGGUGGCGCACGGCGACAACAUCCGCGAGACUGAGAUCCUGCAUAAGGACGUGGGCAUCCCGCUCGCAGACGUCCUUGGUGCACUGACGCUAGGUGGCUGGCAUGCCUGCGGCGGAGACUUGUGUGGACGCAGGUUCGGCACGCUCAAGGUCGGCUGGGCUGCAGAUCUCGUGGCGCUCCAAGGUGAUCCUCGCGAUGAUCUCCAGGCGCUGAGGAAGGCCACGUUCGUGAUCAAGGAUGGUGAGCUGUUGGUACGAGAUGGCCGACUCAUCACGGACGAGCGACCAAGGAUUGACUGAGACGUCAUUAAUGCAUGACCCACUUUCGUCGGCAACUCAUGCUUGUCUUCAUAUGACAGUUGGUGGGUCAAAGAAUAACCAUAGGCUCGAGACCAGAAAAUAUAGAACACGGGCAAUGUGAUGGUGGUACUUGUAUAGCUCUGCUAUCCCACCUGCCAUUUCAGAUGUACCACUCCUCUAAUCACCUAAACUCCCA
Molecule: messenger RNA, 2042 nt
Organism: Microdochium trichocladiopsis
Lineage: Eukaryota; Fungi; Ascomycota; Sordariomycetes; Xylariales; Microdochiaceae
Exons: 1
Coding region: 419-1846 (475 amino acids)
Molecular function (GO): hydrolase activity, acting on carbon-nitrogen (but not peptide) bonds
Source: RefSeq, a predicted model, not a curated record